AUGAAUGAAUUUUAUUUUGAAAAUAAUCAAGAACCAGCUUUAUUAAAAGAAUGGGAACAAAAAGUUGAAGAAUUUGUUAAUAUUCAAUUAAAAAAUGAUAAACGUGUGGUUUUAGUGACGGUUUGGAAGUCUGGUGGUACAGCUGUACCAUUGGAGAGUCAGCCUGUUCGAUUUUUGGAUAAUUUCUCUGCAGGAACAAGAGGAUCUACUAGCACUGAAUAUUUUAUUAAGUUUGGCUACUCUGUUAUUUUUCUAUAUCGACAAUAUAGUUUUCUUCCAUAUUCAAGAUCCUAUUAUUAUGGUAAAGAUGAUUUUUUUGACUAUUUUGAAGAAACACAGGAUUCCAAUGGAAAAAAUGAUUCAGGAUUUAAGACAGUAUCAAGAUGUAAGUUAAAUAUUUAUUUUUCGUUUAUUUUAUUUUUGAAGGCUAAACUAAAUAAUAAACUUUUAAUGGUUCCUUUUUUCACAAUUACUGAAUACUUGUUUUAUCUACGUAUGAUUGCUAUUAAUUUCCGGCCACUUUCAAAAAAUGCUGUUUUUUAUCUUGCUGCUGCUGUAUCAGAUUUUUUUAUUCCCCCUGAGAGGAUCAAUGAUCACAAAAUACAUAGUGAAUUCCCAGAAAAACGUCUUGUAAUUGAAUUUGAUCCAGUGCCUAAAUUUUUGGCGGGACUUGUUGAAAAAUGGGCACCUCACGCUAAUAUUGUGAGCUUCAAAUUGGAAACAGAUACAAAUCUUCUUAUUUCAAGAGCAAGGGCAUCGCUUCAGCGUUAUAGACAUCGAUUAGUUAUUGGUAAUUUGUUAAUGAAGCGCAAGUAUGAAGUUGUUUUCGUUACAGAUACAGAAGAGUCUUGGAUAAGGUUAAGCCAGGCUGAAUCUGAUGAAGGAAUAGAAAUUGAAUCUAAAAUUGUUUCUCGCAUUGUGAAAUUACAUAAUUUUUGGAUUCAACUAUAA
This is a messenger RNA of Pneumocystis jirovecii RU7, 951 nucleotides long. RefSeq names its product phosphopantothenate--cysteine ligase CAB2. Gene Ontology annotation, molecular function: phosphopantothenate--cysteine ligase activity. The transcript is spliced from 4 exons. Gene Ontology annotation, biological process: coenzyme A biosynthetic process. Gene Ontology annotation, cellular component: nucleus; cytoplasm. Lineage: Eukaryota; Fungi; Ascomycota; Pneumocystomycetes; Pneumocystales; Pneumocystaceae. The record is from RefSeq and is a predicted model, not a curated record. Bases 1 to 951 code for a protein of 316 amino acids.